AUGCCGCCGCUCAGCCUCCUCUUCCUCCUUCUGGGAGGCGCGCUGGCCCAUCCAGACCGGAUCCUUUUCCCAAAUCCUGCCUGUGAAGACCCUCCAGCAGUGCUCUUGGAAGUACAGGGCACCUUACAGAGGCCCUUGAGCCGGGACAGCCACAGCUCCCCUGCCAACUGCACCUGGCUCAUCCCUGGCAGCAAGGAUCAGACAGUGAUGGUCAGGUUCCAAAAACUGCACUUGGCCUGUGGCUCAGAGCGCUUAAUCCUGCGCUCCCCUCUCCAGCCACAGAUCUCCCUGUGCGAGGCACCGGCCAGCCCUCUGCAGCUGCCUGGGGGCAACGUCACCAUCACCUACAGCUACGCCGGGGCCAGAGCACCCAUGGGCCAGGGCUUUCUGCUCUCCUACAGCCAAGAUUGGCUGAUAUGCCUGCAGGAGGAGUUCCAGUGUCUGAACCACCGCUGUGUGCCCUCCGCCCAGCACUGCGACGGGGUCGAUACCUGUGGAGAUGGCUCGGAUGAGGCAGGUUGCGGUUCAGAUCCCUUCCCUGACCUGGUCCCUGCCUCUGACCCCACCCCUCCCUGCAAUCACACCUUGGAAGACUUCUAUGGGGUCUUCUCCUCCCCUGGAUACUCACACCUGGUGUCAGUCUCCCGCCCCCAGUCCUGCCUCUGGCUGCUGGACCCCCACGAUGGCCGGCGCCUAGCAGUGCGCUUCACAGCCCUGGAUCUGGGCUAUGAAGAUGCAGUGCAUGUGUACGAUGGCCCGGGGCCCCCCAAGACCUCCCGGCUGCUUCGCAGGCUCACCCGCUUCAACAACGGCAAGGCUGUCACCGUGGAGACGCUGUCUGGCCAGGCCGUUGUGGCCUACCACACAGUUCCUUGGAGCAGUGGUCGGGGCUUCAAUGCCACCUACCACGUGCAGGGCUAUUGCUUACCUUGGGACCAACCUUGCGGCCUAGGCUCCGGCCUCGGGGCCAGUGAGGGCCUCGGGGAGCGCUGCUACAGUGAGGCCCAGCGCUGUGAUGGCUCGUGGGACUGUGCCGAUGGCACAGAUGAGGAGAACUGCCCCAGCUGCCCACCUGGACACUAUCCCUGUGGGGCUUUUGGCACCCCUAGUGCCACAGCCUGCUACCUGCCUGCUGACCGCUGUAACUACCAGACCUUCUGUGCUGACGGAGCAGAUGAGAGUCGUUGCCGGCACUGCCAGCCUGGCAACUUCCGAUGUCGGGACGAGAAAUGCGUGUAUGAGACAUGGGUGUGCGAUGGGCAGCCAGACUGUGCUGACGGCAGCGAUGAGUGGGACUGUUCCUAUGCCCUGCCCCGCAAGGUCAUUACCGCUGCAGUCAUUGGCAGCCUGGUGUGCGGUUUGCUGCUGGUCAUUGCUCUGGGCUGCACCUGCAAGCUCUAUGCCAUUCGCACCCAGGAGUACAGCAUUUUUGCCCCCCUCUCCCGAAUGGAGGCUGAGAUUGUGCAGCAGCAGGCACCCCCCUCUUAUGGGCAGCUCAUUGCCCAGGGCGCCAUCCCACCUGUGGAGGACUUCCCUACGGAGAAUCCUAACGAUAACUCGGUGCUGGGCAACCUGCGUUCUCUGCUACAGAUCUUGCGACAGGAUAUGACUCCGGGGGGCGCCUCAGGUGCCCGCCGCCGCCAGCGGGGCCGCACUGUCCGCCGCCUGUGA
This is a messenger RNA of Pipistrellus nathusii (Nathusius's pipistrelle), 1671 nucleotides long. Lineage: Eukaryota; Metazoa; Chordata; Mammalia; Chiroptera; Vespertilionidae. The record is from the annotation of a GenBank genome assembly.